CCGCUCGCAUUAUUGUGGCAGCAGUUGCAAGCUAGCUUUGGCCUUCGGCUCCCCUUCCUUACAAGCUCCGGCAAGGCUCACAGCCUUCCUCCGCGCGCUCUUCAACAAUGGAGGCUCCUCUCCUCCUUCCCGUUUCCACCGCUGCCGCCUCAUCCUCUAUCACCAUCGACGACACCGUCCAAGUUGCCGCCUCCCCUUCCACCCAAAGCAUCGUCUUUCGCGUCCUCGCCGUCCUCGCCGUCGCGUGCGCGUCCCUGUUCGCGCAGCACGAGGCAUCGAAGGGCUUCGGUAUCGACGUCGUAAACGCCGCUCCUCGGGACACCGUUGCAGGGCGGCGCUUCCACCUCUUCUUCGUGUCCAACGGCCGGGCCGAGCGCAUCCUCCACGACGCCAACCGCGACGUCGAGCAGGCGCUCUUCCCGGACGCGUCGUUCCCGCGCAAGCGGGUCACCCGCGUCACCGUCAAGAUGGCUGGACACAACCUCACCGCGGACGCCACGGUGGACGCAGCUGCUCCCGGGGAGUACGUCGUCACCCUGAGCCCCGGCCUCAUGGCCAGCACCGGCAGGGCCGCCGACGCCGUCGCCGCCGCGGUGCGCCGCGCCGUCGCUCGCAUGUGGCUGUGGGACGGCCGUGGCGCCGCCCCCGCGUGCGUGACGGAGUCCAUGGUGGAGUACCUAGCCGACGGCGCCGAGCUGACAGCGUCGCAGCCUGAGGAGGAGGAUGAGGAGGACGAGCCGCAGUGCAUGUCGGCGCGGUUCCUGAGGCACCUGGAGCAGCGCCGCAGCGGGUUCGUCGCGCGUCUGAACCGGGCGAUGAGGGACCGGUGGAGCGACGCCGCCGUGGAUGCCGCGCUCGGCGCGCCUGCGCGGCGACGGCGUUGACCGGCCACGACCACCUCGCCACCCCGCAGCCGGCUGACUCCACCUCCACGUCGGACGGCGCCCGUGGGUCCAGGGUGGCAAUGUGAGGCGGGGAAGCCUAUGUAUUGUGCAUGUCCAUGUGCGCCACGUCGACCCUUGUGUAAUUUAAUCCUUGAUUAGUGACGGUUAAACGCGCCCCUAAUCGUGGCGGGAGAUGAGCGAGCGGUCGCUGUCUGGUGAUUACAUACGCCAUUAUGGCUUAGUCCUUCUACUGCUUGUAAUGAUACUGUGAUUAUGGUAGCAAUGUGAUGCGAGGACAAGAUUUUUCUUGUC
This is a messenger RNA of Phragmites australis (common reed), 1196 nucleotides long. RefSeq lists its product as uncharacterized. The coding region runs from base 108 to 884 and encodes 258 amino acids. Lineage: Eukaryota; Viridiplantae; Streptophyta; Magnoliopsida; Poales; Poaceae. The transcript has a single exon. The record is from RefSeq and is a predicted model, not a curated record.